UGAGAAGAUUAAACCUGUGCAACUCAGCAUACCAAGAUAUUUUGGACAAUGCUUUACUCUAGCUAUGGGAUCAGUUUCAGGAAGGUUGUCUUCUGUUCCAGCAUGAUUUUGCCUCAGUGCACAAAGCAAGGUCCAGAAAGACAUGGCUGGAUGAGUCUGGUGUGGAUGAACAUUACAGAUCACAAAUGCAUAACUGGAUGAAUAAGCAAAAAUGCUUGUUUGAGACAUGACUACAAAUGGAAUGUUAAUUCGGUAGAUGAUUUUCAUUCCUCUCCUGUGGUGAGACGUUGAGCAUGGAAAAGUCAUCCAUUUAUCCCAAAAUGACUUUGUUAAUGUCUCAACGAGCCCGACCCACUAUUGGGACUUUGCUCCUAUAAGAAAGUUUCCAUAUACUGUAGGACCAAAGAUCCAGGUUUGAUAACUAAACACAUGAUAAAGACUGAUUUUGAACAUUCAGCUAACUGUGAAGAUUUUGAAUUCAGUUGGUCCAUCAGACCAGGAAAGUCGUCUACCCAAGUGAAUUAAACAACAAAGAAAAUACACACAGAUCAAGACGCUAUUGAACAACAAUGUCCUUCAUGAAAGACAUCACUCCAUUGGUGAGGAACAAUUUUCUCUCUGGAAUUGAUGUUUUAUCGAGACGUGCGGCACAGAUCACAGUUGAAAUACAACAGGGUGAGAGAACAAACUAUAACAAGGUGCUUGAUUUGUCUUCUGGAGAUCUGCACAGAGGAGGAAUAAAACCCAUCACCUUUGUUCGUCAAGUCCUUGCUGCCUGCUUCUAUCCAGCCCUUUUGGAGGAUGACAGUCUGCCUUUAGAUGUUAAACAAAGGGCCGAAAUUCUCCUAAGUGAAUGUGAUGGUGGAAGCAUAGGCUCAUAUACAGAUUCAAGCGGAAUUGCCAAAAUUAAACUCUGCGUGUCUCAGUAUAUUACCAGGAGAGAUGGAGGAGUUCCUUCCUCACCCGACAACAUCUUCAUCAAGUCUGGGUCACAGACGGCUCUCAUGAUUAUGCUGAAGCUGCUGAUUCGUAGCAAGGACUCAUGUCAGACUGGUGUACUCAUACCUGUACCCACAUACGCUUCAUUUACUCUUGCUCUGGAAGAACAGGGAGCUGCCAUAAUACCGUACCAUUUGUGUGAGGAGCAGGGCUGGACGCUGCAUGUGGAAGAGCUUCGCAAGGCACUUCAUACAGGCAGAAAGACCUGCAAUCCAGUCGCACUUUAUAUCUGCAACCCAGGAAAUCCAACUGGUCACAUGCAGAGUAGGAAAUCAAUAGAAGAAGUGAUCCGCUUCGCUGCAGAAGAAAAGCUGUUUAUACUGGCUGAUGAGGUGUAUCAGAGCUGUGUGUAUGGAGAUGACACUGAGUUUUAUUCCUAUAAGAAGGUGUUAUCAGAAAUGGGCUCUACUAUUUCCAGCACUGUGGAACUGGCCUCCUUCAAUUCUGUUUCUAAGGGCUUCAUGGGAGAGUGUGGGCUUCGCGGAGGCUACGUGGAGCUGGUGAAUCUCGACCCUGCGGUGAAGGAAUACGCUCGAAGACUUUUUUCCACUAGGUCCUGCCCACCUGUUAUUGGACAAAUUGCACUUGACCUCAUGGCAGAUCCUCCAAAACCUGGCGAUCCUUCAUUCCCCACCUUCUCUGAGGAGGCCCAGUCCAUAAAAAAUAUGAUAUGUAAAAACACUGGUCGGAUUCAGGAGGUAUUUUCUGAGCUGCCGGGGAUCAGCUGCCAGCCGCUGAAGGCUGGCUUUUUUGUCUUCCCCUGUCUACACUUCCCUCCGAAGGCAAUAAAAUGGGCCAAGAAAAGACAGAUGGAACCAGACAUGCUGUACUGUUUGCAUUUGCUGGAGGAAACCGGACUGCAUGUGAGGCCAGGUUGUGAAUACGGACAGAGAAAGGAUAGCCAUCACAUCAGGCUUUUUGUGGCAACUCAACAGAACAUAAUGGAAGAUGCUCUGCAAAGGCUGAAGACGUUCCACAUGCGAUUCAUGAAGGAGUUUUCUUAGUGUCAUCUUUAGAUUAUCAGAUCUUUUUAAUCCUUGAAUGCAUACAUGUUUCACAAAUCAGACCUGUAAUGAUCUCUAAACUGCCCCAAUAGUAUUAAACUGUCCUGAUAUUUUAAUUACAAUUGCAAAGUGGAAAAAUAAAGCAUGUUUCAUUACCUGUGGCACUUAUGGCUGCUUUUGUGCUUCUGGUACACAUAUCUAGGCAACCUGUACUGGUUUUUAGUCAGGUUUUAGUUAAUUAAAACUUGGC
Messenger RNA from Carassius carassius (crucian carp), 2253 nucleotides. Its product is annotated as alanine aminotransferase 2. Bases 570 to 2003 code for a protein of 477 amino acids. Lineage: Eukaryota; Metazoa; Chordata; Actinopteri; Cypriniformes; Cyprinidae. Gene Ontology annotation, molecular function: pyridoxal phosphate binding; L-alanine:2-oxoglutarate transaminase activity. Gene Ontology annotation, biological process: biosynthetic process. The record is from RefSeq and is a predicted model, not a curated record. The transcript has 11 exons.